Molecule: messenger RNA, 658 nt
Organism: Oryzias melastigma (Indian medaka)
Lineage: Eukaryota; Metazoa; Chordata; Actinopteri; Beloniformes; Adrianichthyidae
Gene: chrac1
Product: chromatin accessibility complex subunit 1
Exons: 3
Coding region: 108-467 (119 amino acids)
Cellular component (GO): CHRAC; nucleus
Molecular function (GO): protein heterodimerization activity
Source: RefSeq, a predicted model, not a curated record
AAAAACUGGCAAACACUAAAAUAAGCACGAAGAAGAAACCACCAGCACAUCCAAAACAAUAGUUGUUGUACUUCUGCUUGUGUGUGUCGUCCGACAACUUCUUAAAAAUGUCCAAAAACAGUCCAGAAAAAGCUGACCCCUCAUCAGAGGCUAAAAAGACCAUCUCCCUUCCGAUCUCCAGAGUCAGGCUGAUCAUGAAAAGCUCUCCAGAUGUCUCCAGCAUCAACCAGGACGCUCUUUUUCUCACCACCAAGGCUACAGAGCUGUUCGUCCAGCACCUGGCUUUGUCCUCGUUUAAUAAUGGCUGUGGGAAGGAGACCAACUCGCUGUCGUACAGCGACCUGGCGAAAACCGCAGAGGAGUCCGAGACUUUCCACUUUCUCACAGAUAUUUUGCCGAAGAAGAUCUUGGCUCGGGAUUACUUGAAGUCUUUGGAACAGAUGCAAGAAGAAGAUGCAGAUUUUUAAGAAUAAGCUAAUCUGUUUGGACAGUUUUUACUAUGUAAUAGUCAAAAGUGGCUUUGCAGAGGGACACUUUAAACCUGAAUAGUACUUUUAAAUAUUUUCAGUUUAUCAAGGGUUUUUUUCCCUUUGUAAAUGAUAUGAAACUAAGUAAAACUUUAAGAUUUGAAAUAAAGACAAUUCAAAUUUAAGUGCCA